GUACAGGAAGGCCGCACUGAAAUGGCACCCGGAUAAAAACCCAGACAACAAGGAGUACGCUGAGCAAAGGUUCAAGGAGAUCGCUGAGGCUUACGAAGUGCUGUCGGACAAGCAGAAGCGCGAUGUCUACGACCGUUAUGGCAAGGACGGACUCAUGGGGGCAGCCGGUGUGGGGGGCUCCAGGGCUGAUGCCGGGGCCCCUGAAUUCACCUUCACCUUCCGUAGCGCUCAUGAUGUCUUCCGGGAGUUCUUUGGUGGACGAGACCCCUUUGCUGACUUCUUUGAUGAGAUGCUGCCCUUCUCUGAGCUGCGAGGACCUGGCCCCCGUCACCACGGGGGAGGCCACUUCUUUUCCCCCUUCCCAGGAUCCUCAGAUUUCUUCGCCUCGUCCUUCAGCUCCGGUGCUGACGCAGGGCUGGGCUUCCGCUCCGUCUCCACCUCCACCACCUUCGUUAAUGGCAGGCGCGCCCAUACAACAGG
Molecule: messenger RNA, 480 nt
Organism: Tauraco erythrolophus (red-crested turaco)
Lineage: Eukaryota; Metazoa; Chordata; Aves; Musophagiformes; Musophagidae
Source: RefSeq, a predicted model, not a curated record